Molecule: messenger RNA, 2429 nt
Organism: Brassica napus (rape)
Lineage: Eukaryota; Viridiplantae; Streptophyta; Magnoliopsida; Brassicales; Brassicaceae
Product: protein Ycf2-like
Exons: 1
Coding region: 62-1624 (520 amino acids)
Source: RefSeq, a predicted model, not a curated record
UAACCAAAUUCCAAUUGAAAUGAAAUCUUUAGGAUAAAUCAAUGCAAUUUAGGAGGAAUCAAUGAAAGGACAUCAAUUCAAAUCCUGGAUUUUCGAAUUGAGAGAAAUAGUGAGAGAGAUCAAGAAUUCUCACUAUUUCUUAGAUUCAUGGACCCAAAUCAAUUCAGUGGGAUCUUUCAUUCAUAUUUUUUUCCACCAAGAACGUUUUAGAAAACUCUUGGACCCUCGAAUUUUUAGUAUCCUACUUUUGCGCAAUUCACAGGGUUCAACAAGCAAUCGAUAUUUCACGAUCAAGGGUGUAGUACUAUUUGUAGUAGCGGCCCUUCUAUAUCGUAUUAACAAUCGAAAUAUGGUCGAAAGCAAAAAUCUCUAUUUGAAAGGGCUUCUUCCUAUACCUAUGAAUUCCAUUGGACCCAGAAAUGAUACAUCGGAAGAAUCUUUUGGGUCUUCCAAUAUCAAUAGGUUGAUUGUUUCGCUCCUGUAUUUUACAAAAGGAAAAAAGAUCUCUGAGAGCUGUUUCCGGGAUCCGAAAGAGAGUACUCGGGUUCUCCCAAUAACUAAAAAGUGUAUCAUGCCUGAAUCUAACUGGAGUUCGCGGUGGUGGAGGAACUGGAUCGGAAAAAAGAGGGAUUUUUGUUGUAAGAUAUCUAAUGAAACCGUCGCUGGAAUUGAUAUCUCAUUUAAAGAGAAAGAUAUCAAAUAUCUGGAGUUUCUUUUUGUAUAUUAUAUGGAUGAUCCGAUCCGCAAGGGCCAUGAUUGGGAAUUGUUUGAUCGUCUUUCUCCGAAUAAGAGGCGAAACAUAAUCAACUUGAAUUCGGGACAGCUAUUCGAAAUCUUAGUGAAAGACUGGAUUUGUUAUCUCAUGUUUGCUUUUCGUGAAAAAAUACCAAUUGAAGUGGAGGGUUUCUUCAAACAACAAGGAGCUGGGUCAACUAUUCAAUCAAAUGAUAUUGAGCAUGUUUCCCAUCUCUUCUCGAGAAACAAGCGGGCUAUUUCUUUGCAAAAUUGUGCUCAAUUUCAUAUGUGGCAAUUCCACCAAGAUCUCUUCGUUAGUUGGGGGAAGAAUCCGCACGAAUCGGAUUUUUUGAGGAAAAUAUCGAGAGAGAAUUGGAUUUGGUUAGACAAUGUGUGGUUGGUAAACAAGGAUAGAUUUUUUAGCAAGGUACGAAAUGUAUCGUCAAAUAUUCAAUAUGAUUCUACAAGAUCUAGUUUCGUUCAAGUAACGGAUUCUAGCCAAUUGAACGGAUCUUCUGAUCAAUUCAUAGAUCCUUUCGAUUCCAUUAGUAAUGAGGAUUCGGAAUAUCACUAUCACACAUUGAUCAAUCAAAGAGAGAUUCAACAACUAAAAGAAAGAUCGAUUCUUUGGGAUCCUUCCUUUAUUCAAACGGAAGGAAGAGAGAUAGAAUCAGACCGAUUCCCUAAAUACCUUUCUGGAUAUUCCUCAAUGCCCCGGCUAUUCACGGAACGUGAAAAGCGAAUGAAUAAUCAUCUGCUUCCGGAAGAAAGCGAAGAAUUUUUUGGAAUUCUACAAGAGCCAUUCGUUCUUUUUUCUCUGACAGAUGGUCAGAACUUCAUCUGGGUUCGAAUCCUACUGAGAGGUCCACUAGGGAUCAGAAAUUGUUGAAGAAAGAACAAGAUGUUUCUUUUGUCCCUUCCAGGCGAUCGGAAAAUAAAGAAAUAGUUAAUAUAUUCAAGAUAAUUACGUAUUUACAAAAUACCGUCUCAAUUCAUCCUAUUUCAUCAGAUCUGGGAUGUGAUACGGUUCCGAAGGAUGAACUGGAUAUGGACAGUUCCAAUAAGAUUUCAUUCUUGAACAAAAAUCCAUUUUUUUAUUUAUUUCAUCUAUUCCAUGAACGGAAGAGGGGGGGAUACACGUUACGCCACGAUUUUGAGUCAGAAGAGAGAUUUCAAGAAAUGGCAGAUCUAUUCACUCUAUCAAUAACCGAGCCGGAUCUGGUGUAUCAUAAGGGAUUUGCCUUUUCUAUUGAUUCCUACGGAUUGGAUCAAAGACAAUUCUUGAAGGAGGUUUUCAACUCCAGGGAUGAAUUGAAAAAGAAAUCUUUAUUGGUUCUACCUCCUAUUUUUUAUGAAGAAAAUGAAUCUUUUUAUCGAAGGAUCAGAAAAAAUUGGGUCCGGAUCUCCUGCGGGAAUUUUUUUGAAGAUCCAAAACCAAAAAGAGUGGUAUUUGCUAGCAACAACAUAAUGGAGGCAGUCAAUCAAUAUAGAUUGAUCCGAAAUCUGAUUCAAAUCCAAUUCCAAUAUAGUCCCUAUGGGUACAUAAGAAAUGUAUUGAAUCGAUUCUUUUUAAUGAAGAGACCUGAUCGCAACUUCGAAUAUGGAAUUCAAAGGGAUCUAAUAGGAAAUGAUACUCUGAAUCAUAGAACUAUAAUGAAAGAUACGAUCAACCAACAUUUAUCGAAUUUGAAAAA